Molecule: messenger RNA, 183 nt
Organism: Pseudomassariella vexata
Lineage: Eukaryota; Fungi; Ascomycota; Sordariomycetes; Amphisphaeriales; Pseudomassariaceae
Exons: 1
Coding region: 1-183 (60 amino acids)
Biological process (GO): glucan catabolic process
Molecular function (GO): beta-glucosidase activity
Source: RefSeq, a predicted model, not a curated record
AUGACCUCCUGGGUCGAGCACGAAAACGUCACCGCGGUCAUAAACUCGGGCCUGCUGGGUCAGGAGUCCAGAAACUCCAUCGCCGAGAUGCUUUAUGGUGAUGUGAACCCGAGCGGGAAGCUGAGAAACAGUAUUGCUAAAAAUGGGUCGAAUUACCCGGCUGGCGUGUACGAGACGGUCUAG